Molecule: messenger RNA, 736 nt
Organism: Chelmon rostratus (copperband butterflyfish)
Lineage: Eukaryota; Metazoa; Chordata; Actinopteri; Chaetodontiformes; Chaetodontidae
Gene: sst7
Product: somatostatin family member 7
Exons: 2
Coding region: 185-517 (110 amino acids)
Biological process (GO): regulation of cell migration
Cellular component (GO): extracellular region
Molecular function (GO): hormone activity
Source: RefSeq, a predicted model, not a curated record
AUAUCUUGUGACCAGCUGCCACCAGCUGCACUUUCUGCACCACUCUCCUCUGGAUCUCUGGCUGGUCUGAGCUGCUCAGACUCUCUCUCUCUCACACACACACACACUCACACACUCUUCUCUCCGUGAGCCUCCUGCUCCUGUGACUGUAGCCCCGGUCGGUCACCUGCACUCCCGUCACAGUAUGCAGCUCCUGGUGGUGUUAGCAGCUCUCAUGGGGGUUCUGUUCAGCGUCAGAGCAGCCGCCGUGCCUCCUGUGGAGGAUCGGAGCCCCAUCCAUGUGAACAGGGAACUGAGCAAAGAGCGCAAAGAGCUGAUCCUGAAGCUGGUGUCUGGCUUGUUGGACGGAGCUCUGGACACCAACAUGCUGCCGAGGGAAGCGGCACCUGUGGAUCUUGAGGAGCCGCUGGAGUCUCGUCUGGAAGAGAGGGCUGUCUACAACAGGCUAUCGCUGCCUCAGCGAGACCGCAAAGCCCCCUGUAAAAACUUCUUCUGGAAAACUUUCACCUCCUGCUAACAGUGCCCAAAACCUCCCGACUCUGCGUGCCUACUGUACUCCUUCCCUCCCAGCUCCACAUGAACUGCAGUAGACCUCAGCUGUACAUAUCAUCUACACCUGUCAGACAUGCAGCAUCGAUGGACUUCACUGAGACAGUGUGUCUGUUUGAAUUUUAAUGAUUUAUGUAUCUAUUUAUGUAUACACUGUAUGUAUUUAUGUAUGUAACACUUUCUUUCA